This is a messenger RNA of Calidris pugnax (ruff), 2380 nucleotides long. It is a transcript of the gene KLC1, whose product is annotated as kinesin light chain 1. Gene Ontology annotation, biological process: axo-dendritic transport. The transcript is spliced from 14 exons. Gene Ontology annotation, cellular component: kinesin complex; membrane-bounded organelle; cytoplasm. The record is from RefSeq and is a predicted model, not a curated record. NCBI's taxonomy places the organism in Eukaryota, Metazoa, Chordata, Aves, Charadriiformes, Scolopacidae. Gene Ontology annotation, molecular function: kinesin binding. The coding region runs from base 101 to 1729 and encodes 542 amino acids.
AUCCUCCUCCGGUCGCCUCCUCCCUCCCGCCCCGGGCUGCGCGGCCCCCGCCGCCUCAGCGAGCGCUGCGCACAUCGCCCGAGCCUGCAGCACCGAGCGAAUGUAUGAAAACAUGUCCACAAUGGUGUAUUUAAAGGAAGAGAAGUUGGAGAAGCUCACUCAAGAUGAAAUCAUUGCCAAAACUAAGCAAGUGAUUAAUGGACUAGAGGCACUGAAGAAUGAACACAAUUCCAUUUUACAGAGCUUACUUGAAACACUGAAAUGUUUGAAGAAAGAUGAUGAAACUAAUCUGGUUGAAGAAAAAUCAAACAUGAUUCGAAAGUCACUGGAAAUGCUGGAGCUUGGCCUUAGUGAAGCACAGGUAAUGAUGGCCUUGUCAAAUCACUUAAAUGCAGUUGAAUCAGAGAAGCAGAAAUUGCGUGCUCAGGUUCGCCGGCUGUGCCAGGAAAAUCAGUGGCUACGGGAUGAAUUAGCCAAUACACAACAGAAACUACAGAAAAGUGAGCAAUCUGUGGCUCAGCUGGAGGAAGAGAAGAAACAUCUAGAAUUCAUGAAUCAAUUAAAAAAAUACGACGAUGAUAUUUCACCAUCAGAGGAUAAAGAUACAGAUUCCACCAAAGAGCCUUUGGAUGACUUAUUUCCCAAUGAUGAAGAUGACCAAGGACAAGGAAUUCAACAGCAGCAUAGCAGUGCAGCAGCUGCUGCCCAACAAGGAGGCUAUGAAAUUCCAGCAAGAUUAAGGACCCUUCAUAAUCUCGUCAUUCAGUACGCGUCCCAGGGUAGAUACGAGGUUGCUGUACCUCUCUGCAAACAAGCUCUGGAAGAUCUGGAGAAGACUUCGGGGCAUGAUCAUCCUGAUGUUGCCACUAUGUUGAACAUUCUUGCUUUGGUGUACAGAGACCAGAACAAAUACAAAGAUGCAGCGAAUCUCCUGAAUGAUGCCUUGGCUAUCCGUGAAAAGACUUUGGGCAAAGAUCAUCCAGCGGUGGCAGCAACUCUAAACAAUCUUGCAGUACUUUAUGGUAAACGAGGAAAGUACAAAGAAGCUGAACCAUUGUGUAAGCGAGCUCUGGAAAUCAGAGAAAAGGUUCUGGGAAAAGAUCACCCUGAUGUUGCCAAACAAUUAAAUAACUUGGCUUUGCUAUGCCAGAACCAGGGUAAAUAUGAGGAGGUUGAAUACUACUAUCAGAGGGCACUGGAGAUUUACCAAACUAAGCUGGGGCCAGAUGAUCCGAAUGUUGCGAAAACGAAGAAUAACCUGGCAUCCUGCUAUCUAAAACAGGGCAAAUUUAAGCAAGCGGAAACUUUGUAUAAAGAGAUUCUUACUCGUGCUCAUGAACGGGAAUUUGGCUCUGUAGAUGAUGAAAAUAAGCCUAUUUGGAUGCACGCGGAAGAGAGGGAAGAAUGCAAAGGAAAGCAAAAAGAUGGCACAUCUUUUGGAGAAUACGGUGGCUGGUACAAAGCUUGCAAAGUUGACAGUCCAACAGUAACAACUACCUUAAAGAACCUUGGGGCACUUUACAGACGACAGGGCAAAUUUGAAGCUGCUGAAACAUUAGAAGAGGCAGCAAUGAGAUCUCGUAAACAGGGUCUUGACAAUGUUCAUAAACAGAGAGUUGCUGAAGUGCUGAAUGACCCUGAGAGCAUAGAGAAAAGGCGAAGCCGAGAGAGCCUCAAUGUUGAUGUGGUAAAGUACGAGAGUGGUCCUGAUGGAGGCGAGGAAGCCUAGAUGCCUUUUGUGAUUCUUAUACUGUCUCCUGCAUGACGGGCGUGCACCAUCUUCAAGCUUUAACUUCUCUCUUCAGUACUGACUGCUGUGUCUUAGCAAACCCCUUACGAUUCUUGUCAGAGCUACACUUCCCUGUAAACUGGCCAUUCCUUCAGUGCUGGUGUCCUCUUUUUUUUUUCUUCUUUUUUUUUGGGGGGGGUUUUCUAUUUCUGUACCCGUGUAGCUUUGCCAGAUAUGUAUCUAGUCAUACAAAAUGUUAUUACAACCAUUUGCUGUGUAAUACAUUAGAGAAAAAAAAAAAAGUAACGAUGAACUUUAUAAGUAGCUGUUCACUAUGGAAAAAAGGUAGUUAAAAGUAUCACACAAGGUAUUAUUGAAAUGGCAUGAUGGUGAUCUUUACAGGAGAAAAACAAAACAAAACCCGUAACAGUAAGGCAUGUUCUCCAAGUGCUUUAAAAUGUAUUUAGAGACCUAUUACAUGGUUAACAUCAAUAUGGAACUCUGGAUGUCUUCACUUAUGAUUAUUCUAAAGUAGCAUUGCUGUUUAGUCUUUGUGUGAGAUUUUAGCAAUUAUGCUUUUCGCUACUAAUCUUGGUGUUCAGUGAUUUGUGUAUUUGUCUUUCUAACUUCUAAUAAACUCACUCCAACUCA